AUGGGCAUCCAAGAUCUACAAAUAUUUUUAGAAAAUGAGGGAGUAGGUGUCGACCUGUUUCGAAUUGCUAGAACGCAUCCUGGUGGUUUUCGAUUGGUAUUAGAUGCAGAAGGAUGCUUGGACCGUCUUUACGGAGGAUAUUUUUCAGAUUGGGCUUGUGGUGGACAAUGGGCCCGUUGUGUUCAGUUUUUAACUACAUUGGCACAAGCCUUAGCUGAACACCAAGUAGCAUUAUGUGUUUGCUUCAAUGGAGCCCAUCCGACACCUCCAGCAUUGCCUCAACAUUGGAUUCAAACACAAGCCACUUACAGACAAAGAGUUAAUUCUGUAUUACGACACAUUGUAACUAAAGGAACACCACCACCAAAAGUAUGGUGGGUUCCACCAACAGGAUUACACUCAUGUCUAAGAACAGCUCUACGAUACCUCAAUAUUCCUAUUAUGGUAUCAUCAGAUGAUCAUUGUCAAGAAGUAGUGGGUUUAUGCCGUGAGAAGACUUAUGCUGGCCUUGUAGGUUGUUCAGGAGAAUAUUUAGUAUUUCAACCACCUAGAUACUUUAGUUCGUCGCAGUUAAAAUUAACAUAUAGAUCAUCCUUGGAAACCAAAGAAUAUAUGGUACAUGAAUUACCAAAGUUGUUAGAUGUACCGCAAGAUAGACUCUGUCUCUUGGCUGCACUACUUGGAGGAGUUAUUUUAUCAGAACAGAGCCUCACUGAUUUUUAUAAACGUUUAGGAAUCGCUCAAAAGAAGCAACAAAUACCACCUGAAACACUUAUCAAAACAGUUGGUCAAUUUGUACGCGAUCUGCCCUCGUCAGACAUAGAUGCAGCAUGUAUUGAAAUAUUUGGUGACCUCAAUGACCUCCGUGCUGCCAAACUGAAACAGGCUGUACAAUAUUAUCUUAAUGGUACCAAAGAUGGCUUCCUUAAAUAUAGAACAGCUUCUGGUCGUCGCCCCAAAAGUAACAAAAAGAAUCAGAGACCUGAAAUCAGCCCUCAGUCGACAUCAGCCGACCUCGACACAUCGAAGCUUGCGUCCGAAUCUUCUGAGCAUGAGCAAAAAGGCUUGGAAGAUUACAAAUUGGCUACGGCGAACGCGUCCAUUAACGCGGACUUUAGUAUGGAGGAGCCGUGUCACGACUUGAGCCACGGCGUCGCGUCGCUGGCGCUGGACGAAGCGCCCAAACCCACCCACCAGCCCUCUAAACCGACCGACAAAACCGAAAAACCGCCACCGAGAGAGGCGACAGCGUGUGUGAACAAACAAGCGCUGGGCGACGACAACUGCCCGCCCGCACCCGCAGAAGUGCUACGAACGUGCGCCGAACGUCACACUCGUGGACUCAUGCACCCUCAACUGCUUUCAAUUCUCACACACCGCCAAAUAACACUACCAGUUCUCAUGGAAGAUGACAAUCACCGUGAAAUACCUUCUAUACAUCACUUCUUCAGACCAAUCCGACAGAAUGUAUAUGCUAUCUUGUAUAACAUGCAUCAUCAUCGUUUUAUGGCACAGAAAGCUAAAGAUGAAGGCACAGCUAGUACGUCGACGAGCAACGAUCGUCCAUGCACAGUACAAGUGGCAGAGUGGAUAUAUUCCCGUGUCAAUCCUGGGAAGAGUCCGGAGAUUGUGUCUGGUGUUGUAUUGGAUUGGCCAGUGCCGACAGUGCAAAGGCUUUGGUUUGGAACAGCACAAGAUGAUAAAUGUCGUCGUAUGCGUGCAUUCCUCUCCUGCAUGCGAUCUGAUACUCCACUCAUGUUAAACACAUCAUAUGUGCCACAACAUCUGCUCAUUUUAGCUACUGUUUUAAGGUUCAUUAUGACUUCUCAAAUUCAAAUAUUGAGGCGACAAGAGCUCGAUGCGUUCUUGGCUACAGCUUUCUCAAAUGAUCUCAUGAAUGCCCUUCACCUACAAGAAAUGACAGUGCAAGGCAUGAGCUCGCGCGGCGUGCAGCUGGGCGCGCUGGUGAUGGCGGGCGCGGAGGCGGCGCUGGUGGCCAACGACGCGUGCGGCGCGCCCGUGCCCUGGCUCGUGGCCGCGCCCUGGCUCUACUUCGACGGCAAGCUGCUGCAGCGCAACCUGCACCGCGCCGCGCACUGCAAGCACCUCGCGCAGCUCUGCGACAACCAUCUCGACACCGUCGUCAAGGUGGAGCGCAUGCGCAAAGCGAUCCUCGAGGGUCUGGAGGUAGAGUUCGCGAUGCCGCCGCUGCCGCUGGUGGGCGUGGUGGGCGAGCCGCUGGCGUGGCGCGGGCGCGGCCGCGGCGCGCGCCUCGAAAUCGCCGGCGUCGUAGUGGGCCAGUGGGGCGGCGGCUCCUACCCCACGCACCCGCGCGCGCCUCGAUACCCGCAGGUGAGCUACGUGGGCUACACGCCGACGCCGCGCAACGCGUACGGCGGGCGCAGCUGGCGCGGCGCGCGCGGGCGCGGGCGCGGCCGCGGCGCCGCCCCGCCGGCCCGCGGCGCGGCACGCGCUCGCCGCCCGCGACACCACGAACCGGCUAAACCUGCUACACUCACUAUAAACGGAAAAACCGUUAGGUCGGACGAAAUGAGUCCGCCCGCCGAUGACGGCAGUGCCCCUGAAGAUAGCUCCCAGCCUGAAAAUGACGGUGAAGGGACUCAACCUCAGAAAACAAAGACUGGAAAAAACAUUAAGAAGAAUUUAGGGAAAGGUAAAAAAAAGAGCACCAACCCGAAGACUGAUGUAGCUCAGAGUUUGGAAGCGAAUGGACCACUAGAUAAGAACAAGGUGGCGGGACUUAGUCAUAGUUCUGAUCGAGAUCACUUUGGUCAAGGCGAUGCCCCUGUCAGUAAU
Molecule: messenger RNA, 2817 nt
Organism: Brenthis ino (lesser marbled fritillary)
Lineage: Eukaryota; Metazoa; Arthropoda; Insecta; Lepidoptera; Nymphalidae
Source: the annotation of a GenBank genome assembly